Micromonas commoda is the source of this 1497-nucleotide messenger RNA. RefSeq lists its product with no specific name. Gene Ontology annotation, molecular function: protein binding. Lineage: Eukaryota; Viridiplantae; Chlorophyta; Mamiellophyceae; Mamiellales; Mamiellaceae. The transcript has a single exon. The record is from RefSeq and is a predicted model, not a curated record. Bases 1 to 1497 code for a protein of 498 amino acids.
AUGGGACUCUUUCACGAGGGCGACGUGGUCAGCGCUAUUGCGGCCGCCAAGGCCAAGGGCGCGCCCCUUCUCGUGUUCAUCCUCGGCGAUGACCCGUCGAGCGCCGAGAUGGUCCGCGCCCUGGAAGACUCGAACGACGGUGGGGGCGCCACGCUGAGAUCGGAGGCUGGCGACGAGGGGUGGGUGGCGCUCAGGCUCGCGGAGGGCGGGACGGACGCCGCGAAUUUUCGCGCGCUGUGCCCCGCGGGCAAUGCGCCCGUCGCCGUCGCCGUGGACGCGCGCACGGGCGCGAAGAUCGGCGAGGCGAGCGGCGCCGACGGAGCGGACGUCCUGGCGAGCAAGCUCAAAGAUCUCCGGGAGGCGCACGAGUCGGACCUGAGGCUGCAGACGAUGGCGGCGCUCGCGCGGCUCGCCGGCGCGCAGACGCCCGCAAACCCCGCGCCCGCGACGCAACCGCCCCCCGCAAACCCCGCGCCCGCGACGCACGAGCCGCCCGCGCAACCCGCCCCGGCGCCAAGGGCCGACGAUCCAUCCCGAGACGAAACAUCCCGAGGAGACGCAUCAUUCGCAGCCGCCGACGCGGACGCCAUCUUCGCCAAGGCCAAGGCCGAAGCCGAGCUUAACGCCGCCAGGGCCGAGAUGGCCGCCAGGAUCAAGGCUGACGCCGCCCUCAAGCGCGCCGCCGCGAUCGAGGAGAGGGCGAGGAUGGCGGCGGAGGCGGAAAAACGUCGCGAGGAUGAAGCGAAGAGAGCGGCGGAGGAGAAGGAGCGAAAGGCAGUGGAGGCUCGCGAGCGCCUCGGGGUGGCGGCCAGGAUCCAGCUCCCGGACGGUACCAGCGUCACCGCGAGGUUGCCCGCGGGCGCCACGAUCGGGGACGUGCGCGACUUCCUCGUCGCUGACGCUCCGGAGGUGGAUUGGAAAAAUCUGGAAAUUUGGAACGCGUGGCCGAGGCGCGUCGUGGACGAAUCGGAUCCCACGGCAACCGUCGCGGAGGACCUGGGCCUCGGCGCCAGGCCCUCGCUGCUCGCGAUCUACCGGGUGGGCGGGGGGAACGGCGGUGGGUCGGUGACUCACCGGGCGGGUCCCGGCGGGGUCACGGCUGGCGGCGGCGGCACAGCUGGCGGCGGCGCGCUCGACGCGUUGCUCGGGAUCCUCCGUAAGAUCUGGGCGCUCGUGUGCUCGUUCCUGGGGAUGGACCUUUUCGCGGCGCGUGGGGGCGGGGCUGCGCCGAGGGGCGACCCGGUGAGUCACCGACCCACCGCCGUCCCGAGGGGCGACGGGGCCGACGGAUCGAAUCCGGUGAGGCGAUCCGGCGCCGGCGGCGGCGGGAACGGGAACGUUCACACCCUGGGAGGGUUGAGGGACGACGACGACGAGGGCGACGACGGUCGCAACCGGUUCUGGAACGGCAACUCCACGCAGUUCGGCGGCGGGCCCGCGGACGCCGACGCGGGCGACGCGCCCAUGGACGGCUUCUACACGUCUAGAAACGAAUGA